Molecule: messenger RNA, 1098 nt
Organism: Plasmodium fragile
Lineage: Eukaryota; Apicomplexa; Aconoidasida; Haemosporida; Plasmodiidae
Exons: 11
Coding region: 1-1098 (365 amino acids)
Biological process (GO): phosphatidylserine biosynthetic process
Molecular function (GO): L-serine-phosphatidylethanolamine phosphatidyltransferase activity
Source: RefSeq, a predicted model, not a curated record
AUGAACACACCUGCGGGUGAGCUUAUGAACAUCUGUAGUCAUGCGGAGUACACAUGUGAAGCUUUACAUUUAGAACACCCGCUCAGUCUGUGUUUCUUCGGGGGCUCUCUCCUGAUCACUCUGUUGUUGACGCACAUAAAGGAAAAUUCAGACUUUAAGACAAAGCUAAACAUAGCCUCACUGAUGGCGCUCGUCAACUUCCUAGCAGCAGCAUCUGUGUUCAAAACAUAUGUCUACUCUGUAAAAAGAGACGCCAUCACACUUAUCACGACGAGUGAGGUGCGGUUCAUGAUCAAACACGUUUUCAAGAACAUAACAUUCUACACACACGAAAAGUCCUAUAUGGAGAAUUGCAACUCCAUGGAAAAAGUUAUGGAUAAAUUUGACGUCUUCGUGAUAGCCCACUUGGGAGGCUGGUUCGUCAAGACACUGGCCGUUCGAAAUUUUUUCGUGCUAAAUUUAAAUAGUGUAUUAUUCGAACUGAUAGAAUUAAGAUUUCAGCAUAUUUUGCCCAACUUUUACGAGUGUUGGUGGGACCACAUCAUAUUAGACGUCCUUGGGUGUAAUCUGGCGGGAAUACUCAUGGGCUUGUACUUUAUGAAGUGGCUAAAUAUUCCACUGUUCCCCUGGAGGGUUCCAGACAAAUUUAAAGCGAAUAAAAAGGGCAUCAUGUUUCCAAGUGUAGAUAGACUGUUAAGGAAGAUGUUUAAGAAUAGCAGCUCCCUGCUGCUGAUAGUUUUCUUCUCCCUGAUGGCGAAUCUGAACGAUUUAAACAUAUUUUUUUUAAAAGCCGAAUUGCAUUUGAUACAAACGAAUUUUUUAGUAGUCAUACGGGAAUUAAUCGUCGUCAUAAUUUCGAUUAACGGGUCCAUACAGCUACACCACACUUUUACAGAACGGAUAACCCCCAAACGCCUUUACGAUGUCCUUGCUUCAUCGACAAUUCUCUUUUUAGAACUUUAUUUGGCCAUAAGGUGGAAACACAACUUGGUGUCGGACAAGUCUGACCUUACUAUAAUUAACAUGAUUUGGCUUUCGAUAGGUUCAACGGUUUCUUCGGCGAUAGUACUUCUUUUCGCCAACGAGAGCUUAAUUUAG